AUGGAUAUCACCAUCCUCGCUAAAGCCGCGGGCCUCGCCUCGUCAGGCGUCUUCGCUGGAUACACAUGGGCACUCUCCCACGCAGCAGUCCCAACAAUCCUCCUCGCUCCCGAAGCCCUCCUCGCCAAACAAUGGCGUGAACAGUACCUACGUGGUUUUUACAUCUCCCGACCACUAUGCCUGAUCAACGGCCUGUCAUUCGGAUAUCUAGCUUACCUGCACGAUGAAUCCACGCUGUUGCGGUACCUGUACAUCAUAGCCGCCAUAACCAACGCCUCCGGCGUACCCUACGCACUCACAUUUCUCCGCCGCACCAAUGGCGCUCUAGCAAGACGAGCACAUCGUCUCGCAGGCCCUGGCAUUAACGUCAUGGCGUUGACGUACGCGUUCAACGAGAAGCGUAGCGUCGAGCUCGACGCGAAGUACAGCACAGUCGAACUGGUCAGGCGUUGGCAGUGGCAUAACAGUGUCCGGACGGCGGUGUUGAUUUUGGGCACGAUCGUUGGGGCUGCGGCUGUUGCGAUGGAUUCUUGA
Exophiala viscosa is the source of this 534-nucleotide messenger RNA. RefSeq lists its product as uncharacterized. Bases 1 to 534 code for a protein of 177 amino acids. The transcript is spliced from 4 exons. Lineage: Eukaryota; Fungi; Ascomycota; Eurotiomycetes; Chaetothyriales; Herpotrichiellaceae. The record is from RefSeq and is a predicted model, not a curated record.